AUGCCCCUGCUGCCCAGCACCGUGGGCCUGGCAGGCCUGCUCUUCUGGGCAGGCCAGGCAGUGAACGCCUUGAUGCCCAAUGCCACCCUGGCACUGGCCCGGACCGAGGGCACAGCCGUGUGGCCCCUGAGUGGCCUGGGGGUGCCCCGCUACCGGCGGAAGCGCCACAUCUCUGCCCGGGACAUGAGUGCCUUACUGGAUUAUCACAACCACAUCCGGGCCAGUGUGCACCCACCUGCGGCCAACAUGGAAUAUAUGGUCUGGGACGAGCGGCUGGCCAGGUCUGCCGAGGCCUGGGCCACCCAGUGCAUCUGGGCCCACGGGCCCUCACAGCUGAUGAGACACGUGGGCCAGAACCUGUCCAUCCAUUCUGGCCGGUACCGCUCGGUGGUGGACCUCGUCAAGUCUUGGUCUGAGGAGAAGCGGCAUUACUCGUUUCCUGCCCCCAGGGACUGUCGCCCACAUUGCCCCUGGCGCUGCAGCGGCCCUGUCUGCUCCCACUAUACCCAGAUGGUGUGGGCAUCCUCCAAUCGGCUGGGCUGUGCCCUCCACACCUGUGGCAGCAUCAACGUCUGGGGCAACACCUGGCGUCAGGCAGUGUACCUGGUCUGCAACUACGCCAUUAAGGGCAACUGGAUCGGCGAGGCACCAUACAAGAUGGGGCGGCCGUGUUCUGCCUGUCCCCCAAGUUACCAAGGCACCUGCAGCAGCAACAUGUGUUUCUCUGGACUCAAAUCCAAUAAGCUUCUGUGGUUCUAA
Messenger RNA from Panthera uncia (snow leopard), 759 nucleotides. It is a transcript of the gene R3HDML, whose product is annotated as R3H domain containing like. The transcript is spliced from 5 exons. Lineage: Eukaryota; Metazoa; Chordata; Mammalia; Carnivora; Felidae. The record is from RefSeq and is a predicted model, not a curated record. The coding region runs from base 1 to 759 and encodes 252 amino acids.